AUAACUGUUUUUCAUAAUUAGUGCGUCCCUAUAGCGCAUCAAAAUGGCCGCGCUUAAGAAAUUUUUGCAGUCAGAGGGAUAUGAAACGUUCAAGAAGGCGCUGUUUUUAACUCGCGAAACCUCCAAAAUGGAUCCUGAAAAUGAACCAUUUAAAUCUCUCUACGAGGCACGGACAAUCCUUUCUGACCUGAAAUCAAAAAUAACUGACAUUCGAAACGAAGAUCCAUCUAAUCGUGAACUUCUUUGUUGCCUUGCAUGUUUAGAAAUGCACUUGGGAGCAAACUUUGUUGAAUCUGACGAAACAAGCAGUGGCGAAGAGCACUUAACAGAUGCAUUGAAAAUUCUGGAAGAAUUUAAAAUGGAAGACUGCGCAGUUAGUAUAUAUUUGCACACACUCAACCAUCUCAGCAUUUUGUGGUCUGCCCGUAACCAGCACGAAAAAGCGAAAGAAUUCUUGGAGAAAGCAGAGAUACUUUAUCAAAACUACAAACAAAAUGUAAGCAGUGCGCCCAAACAUGCAGAAGAACCAUUUCAAGAAGUAGAAAACGAUGCAGAGGGUUUUCUUCUUCGGGAAAAGAAGUUUGAAAGCCUAUACACUCACACUUUGUAUUACAAGGCCCAGGUGUUAGCGAAGUUGGGCGACAGCGAGUCCUCGGCCAGAUUUUGUCACAUCACUUUGCAUCGUCAGCUUGACGCCAAUGAAUAUGACCCAGUAGAGUGGGCACUGAACGCUGCCACCCUGUCACAGGUGUAUAUUUCUCAGGAAAAGUUUCCUGUUGCAAGACACUGCCUGGCAAGUGCAUCUGUUGUGUUUCGUGAGGCAAAAACAAACAGGAAAAAGCUAGAAGAGGACAAAGAAAACUGGGACUACAAGGAUGCUGAUAUAAUGAGAUGUUGGAUUAAAUAUGGGCUUCAGCUGCUGGAAUCAUCAAGAGAAGAUAUGAUGAGACAAGUAGAUACUUUUGAUGAUGAUCACAAGAGCAAGGAAAGUUUGUCUGAAAAAGUUGAAGAAUUGGAUCACAAUGCAGAUAAAUCAACAACUGAUCAUCUUGAUUACUUGAAAAAGAAGGGCUUAAGUAAAUCUGAUGAUACAGAGACUAGUGAUUAUGAAAAAGAAGAGAAAACAUAUGAACCUUUUAAUCUAGAAGUUACUUUGUAUGAAGAGAAAGUCACUGAUCAGCUUGUUCGAACUUUUGAUGAUGCACGGCAAGUAUUUCUCUUUGUUCAAGAAGCAAUCAGUCAUGCCAAAGCUGUGUACAGCUUAGAUGGAAACUGCAGUGAUUACAUUCAGCUGGUCCAGGAUCACAGUAAGGCAUUCAAGUUGCUGGCUUUUUUUGAGUUGGAUAUAGGCAGACAGUGUCGCAUGCACAAGCGUAGAGUGGAUAUGUUGCUGGCAACAUUGAAUGAGAUCAACCCACAAUACUAUUUGUUGGUGUGCAGACAACUUAUCUAUGAACUUGCAGAAACUUACAGCACUAUGAUGGACCUUAAACUAUCCACAAUUGAGUUACAGGGAAGGCAACCAACACCACAUACUAUCAAGAAAAUAAACUCGCUUGCCCAGCAAAGCAUAAAACAAUAUCAGGCCUAUUUGGAUACUUUGAAAGGAGGCAAACCAGAUUAUCCAGAUACCUUUCCUGAUGGCAAUACACGACCAGCUUUGCUGGCUUUUUUUUGCAUUGGUCGUUUGUGGGGAAAAAUCACGACACCAGAUGUUAGUGAGCGGUUGUCCUGCAUGAAUAAGUCUUUAGAGAAUUACAAAUAUGUUGUCAACUACUGCAGCAGACACCCAGAGGCACGUGCUGAAAUUGCUAAGGAACAUGCUUUAUGUGAGGAACUGAGUGCUCUUCUUCCUUUGAAGAUGGGGAAAAUAAGAGAUGGAGAAUUUGUCUAGUUUUGGAUACAUUCUACAAAAAUGCGUUUUGCAAAAAUGCGUUUUGUUUGUAUGUGUAUAUAUAUAAAUCUUAGCUUUUUUGGGCCCAGUAGUAGACAAAACAGCUGAAAGCGUUCAACUUCAGGGAGAAACUUUUUUUACUUUAAAGAUGCCAUGGUAACAAACAUGUGAAAGCAUGACGUUACCUGCUCUUCCUUUCAUCAUCAUGCCACUGUUCUCCCUUAGUUUAAUAACCCUUAUUGUCUGUUUUGUGGCAAGACAGUCCAGUAAUAACAAUGUGAAAGCAUUUCAAUACCCAUUCUCAGAGGUGUAGUUUAGGCUAACUUUUCUUUUCUAAAUCAUAGAAAUUUAAACUUAGCUUAGUUUAGUCCUUGUUACUCCUCAAGGAGCAUAGGGCUGCAACAACACCUUGCCACCUUAAACUUGCUUUCCAGUAAUUCGGUGUGGCUCAGUUUUGUUGUUGUUUUUAAGGUGGGGACAGGGUUUGAAUCAUUGUAGCAUGAGACUCGAGAGAAGCAACAUUUGGAUCUCCAGUUCUUGAUAUUUCUUUAAUUCUGUUAAUAUUGUUACCAUAAUCACUUUGUUUUUUGUACAACCUUUUGCUGAAUAUUUCAUGUUAGAGAAAGUUGUUAUUUUGUAAAUGAUAUUAUAUUGUAAUUCAAUAUUAACAUCAUAGUUUUAGAAAGUUUUUGUUUCAUUUGCUAUAGCCAAACAAUCUUCCUAAAUGUAAAUGAAGACGAAUCAGUUCGCUAUUUUUCUGAGAUAUUCUAUUAAGUAUAUAUUGUUUAUAUUCGAGGUAAUUUUGUGUAGAGUUAAUACAAUGUUUUGAUUUGAAAGUUUCGAGAAAAGUAAAUUGAUUUCGACUGUUUAGUUACUGCUAGGGUAGGUAUUAUUCUUGACAGCAGUCAUUAGAAAAGAGUUCAAAACAGUUUUGGCCAAUUCCUACUGAAGGACAGGUAUUCAGUAUUUGUUUUAGACAUAUUUCUACUUUUAAUUUACUUUGGUCUGCACAUGAAAAGAUCAGUCUCUUGAUCCAGUUGAUGUAUUGGAUUAUUAUUAGUGGGAAACUACUUGAAAAUGUGUAAUGUCAUCGAUACUGCGCCUGAACUUCAUAUAUGCAUUUGGAGAAAUUUGAUGUACAAGUGACAAAUGAUUGAAGACUGGGGACUGAGAAGCUAUAUAGAAUAUGAACAACUAAAUCAUUUACUGAACUAAAAAAGUGAUUUCCCCAAUUUGAUUUUUUUUAAUUGCUUGCUGUGUGUGUGUGUGUGCAUGUGGUUUUUGUGCAUGUAACUGGAGACAAAGAUGGGUGGUUCUUUCUUUGCUUUGGGAUUUGAUUUAGGGAGUAGAGGUUGAAUUAGAGGGUAAAGAUUUAGGUUACAAACAGUUUUAGUAGUUAGGAGGAGGAUAUAACAACUUGAGUGCUCAGCAGUUUUUACUUGGGAUUUAGGCCGAUGUUUCUGGUCAGGAACCAGGGAAAUCUUUGUAAGUAUAAUUACCAAUAUAUAUAGUAUUUCCCCACUUCAGUGGAUUAACAAAAGAUUUUAAGAGGAAUAUUGUUAUAGAGGAAUGUUAAGAAACAAGUAGUACGUAGCCUGCCUGAAAGAUGUAGAAAACAUUGAAUGGGGGGCCGGGGGGGAAGUAUUUGAUCACAGAACAAGCAAUCUUUCCCACCUCCAGCUCAGGAUAUUAGCCUUGUUUCAGUUGUUUCCCUUAGUUUAAAAAAAGUUAUUUUAAAAUGAGAGAAAAAACAAAUAAUACUUAACUUAUAAGUGUGCUGUCAUGUUCUAAUGCCAUCAUGUUUCUUUACUUGUUGCAUUUUGUAAGCUCAUAUUAUUUCAUGCACUGGUCUGUAAAGAUCUAGUUCUUAGAAAAACCCUAUCUCAGUCAUUGUCAUACCCUGCAACAGAGCUGUAGUUAAUUUAUAUGAGUUGAGUACAUUGUGCUAUAUUUCCUGUUAUACUGAUAAUAUAUGCAAUGUACAUUUUUUUAAAGGAAAGUCCAGUGCAAAUAAGUUUGUUGACAUGAGUUAAAUUUCUUAGCAUUGUGCAUCAUAAAAUUUUCUUGUAGUCUCUUGUCAGCUCUCUGGAACUUUAGAGCAUUGCCUGUAUUUUCAUUUGAUUGCUGCACUUUGACUUGUCUCUUCCACAGUUCAUUAUGUCUCUGCUUGUUUUUUGCAACUCAGUACUUGAAGGACAACCUUUACUUGCAGAGGAUCCAAAACAAUGCUGCAAAACUAGCAUGGAAAUGAAAACAUGAUCUCAUCACACAAUUGCUCAAAGAACUUGGUACACUAUUAUAAGACUGACCCCACUUCCCUUUUGCUUACCCUCAUUUUAAUAGUUCUCCUCGCCCAUAUUUUUCAGCCUUUUACUUAUCUUCCUGCCUGCUAUCUUCGUUCUGCUGAGCAGAAAAAUACCUUAAGAUCCCCAAAACUAAUAUUAAAUCUUUGGUCAUCGUUCUUUCAGGUUAUUACCCUUAGUUUGUGGAACUUGCUGCUACCGUGGUGAGAAAUGCCUUUAAAUGUGAAUUAAAAACCUACUAUUUUCUUCUGGCUUUUCCUUAUCCUCCAGUUGCUUAUUGUGCAGUGUAAUAAUAAUAAAUGUUCUAGCUGCA
Molecule: messenger RNA, 4510 nt
Organism: Pomacea canaliculata
Lineage: Eukaryota; Metazoa; Mollusca; Gastropoda; Architaenioglossa; Ampullariidae
Product: KIF1-binding protein homolog
Exons: 1
Coding region: 44-1894 (616 amino acids)
Molecular function (GO): protein binding
Source: RefSeq, a predicted model, not a curated record